AUGUACCGACAUGCCCAAAAGUCUUCCAGGCCUUUAGUUGCUAACCUGAAUGAGAUCGCGAUCACAAAAAGCCCAUCAUUGCCUACACCCUCACUGCCUACAGUUCCUUCAAUUUCAUGCUCAGAUGACAGACACUAUUUCUACUUGAAGGACGUAGACUCAAUCGUUUUUUCGGCCACGCAAACGGUGUGCCCAUUCUCCUCCAAGGUCAAACCGGAUUUCAUGCAUGAAGAUUCUGACCCCGAAGAAAUAUUCAAAUUGCAAUUCAUCCUGUCUCGCUAUAUACAGGUCGCAGCUACCCCAGACAACUCAGAGCUGAAAUACACAGGCACGCUCUUCCAGCGCCUCGCUACCAUCCAGAGAGUGCCUUCUGGGACAUCCUACGCACUUUCUUCUGAACAAAAAUCAAGCUGA
This is a messenger RNA of Suillus discolor, 414 nucleotides long. RefSeq lists its product as uncharacterized. The record is from RefSeq and is a predicted model, not a curated record. The transcript has 2 exons. The coding region runs from base 1 to 414 and encodes 137 amino acids. Lineage: Eukaryota; Fungi; Basidiomycota; Agaricomycetes; Boletales; Suillaceae.